Messenger RNA from Monodelphis domestica (gray short-tailed opossum), 7044 nucleotides. RefSeq lists its product as uncharacterized. The record is from RefSeq and is a predicted model, not a curated record. Gene Ontology annotation, molecular function: RNA polymerase II cis-regulatory region sequence-specific DNA binding; DNA-binding transcription factor activity, RNA polymerase II-specific. Gene Ontology annotation, biological process: embryo development; regulation of transcription by RNA polymerase II. Gene Ontology annotation, cellular component: nucleus. Lineage: Eukaryota; Metazoa; Chordata; Mammalia; Didelphimorphia; Didelphidae.
AGCCUCUGUGAGUGAGGAGGAAUGAAGGAGUGGGGCGAGGCGGGGCCUCAGCCAUUGAGGAGGGAAAAGGGGCGUGGCGGGGCCUCAGUGAGUGAGGAGUAAGGAAGAGGCGUGGUGAGGGCGGGGCAGGCCCGCAAAGUGUGCAGAGGAAGGAGAGGGAGGCGGGGCUCACACUGGAGGCCCAAAAGGAAGAUGCGGGAGGAGCGGAGAGGGGGUGGGUCAGGCUCAGGCCCGGAGCAGGCGGCGCGGAGGCCUCUGGGAAGCAGGAAGUGAAGGUGGCUCCCAGUCCCCCUCCUCCUCCUCGUCCUGCUCCUCUACUUCCAGACAUCUUCCCGCUUUGGCCCCUUAACGGGCCGUAGAACUCCCACCGCGCCGCGCCUCAAGCCUCGGAGCCUCUCCUGCAUGGACUCCCUCCGGCCUGUGCCUCCGGGAGCCCUGCCCCUCCCCCCCACCACCUGAGACGCUGCUGCUGGGCGGGCCUGGCUGGGGCGGGAAAGGGGCUACAAGAGUGGGAGGAGCCGCGCCUGAGUGGGAAUUAACUGCAGGGUACCAAGUAUCUGAAGGGUCCUCUUCGGGAUCUUCUUUCUUGCUAAAACGACCUGCCUGGAGGGGGUGUUCCGGGAGGGGGCGGGGCAGUACCUGAUGCAGUUUUGGGCGCCCUGUCCGGACCCUCGGACCCAGGCGUCCUGCCUCCCAGCCUCUGCUUCAGGCACCUCAAGUACGGUCUAUUCAGGAUGAACUGGCAACCAGAGAGAGGGCGGAGAGUGAAGAGGCGUUCAGGAGGGCUUCCUGGAGGCGGCGAGAUGGUCCUUUGGACUGUAGGGAAGCCGGGGAGGUGCUCCUGGCCCAGGGGCUGGUGUGCCCCGGGGAUAAAGCUCUUUAAGUCUGAGACCGACUUCCCACCACAUUUUCCUUCCGGGUUUCCCUGGAGUUUUAUUGGGGAGCCUGGAGUGCCCGGGAUGGCCCUGCAGACAGGCAGACUCCCAGCCCAGGAGGUGGUGACAUUCCGGGAUGUGGCUGUGGACUUCACCCGGGAGGAGUGGCGCCUCUUGUCCCCUCCCCAGAAGGAGCUGUACAAGGAGGUGAUGCUGGAGAAUGUCCGGAACCUGCUCUCUGUGGGGCUUCCAGCUCCCCCAAAAGACAUGAUCUUGGAGCAGAGAGAAGCCCCAUGGAUGCUGGAACAAGAAGGCCUGAGGUGCUAUUGCCCAGGAGAGAUCAGAUCUGAACUGAAGGUGAAUCCAACAGAAGUAAGCCUUCCUUUGGAAGAAAUGGACCUACAAAGAUUCAUGAGUGAUGGUCUUGAUAACGUUGCUUCCAGGGAAUUCUGUGUUGCACCUCAAAAUUCAUCCCAUAAUGAAUAUCAAAGAAUGUACACUGAGGAAAAAUCUAUUGAAAGUAAUCAGUGCAGAGAAACUGUUAUGCACAGGGCCAGUCUCUUUGGACAUCAGAGGAUGCACACUGGGGAGAAACCUUAUGAAUGCAAGCAAUAUGGAAAGACAUUCAGUCAUAGCUCUGGUCCCGUUAAUCAUCAGAGGAAGCACAUUGGGGAGAAGCCUUAUGAAUGCAAGCAAUGUGGAAAGAGAUUACGUCGGAGCUCUGGUCUUGCUUCUCAUCAGAGGAUGCACACUGUGGAGAAAUCUUAUGAAUGCAAGCAGUGUGGAAAGACAUUCAAUCGGAUCUCUGAUUUUGCUUACCAUCAGAGGAUGCAAACUAGGGGGAAAUUUUAUGAAUGCAAGCAAUGUGGAAAAACAUUCAGUCAUAGCUCUGGUCUUACUUAUCAUCAAAGGAUGCACACUGGGGAGAAACCUUAUGGAUGCAAGCAAUGUGGAAAGACAUUCAGUCAGAGCUCUGAUCUUGCUGUACAUCAGAGGAUGCAUACUGGGGAGAAACCUUAUGUAUGCAAGCAAUGUGGAAAGGCAUUCGGUUGGAGCUCUGGUCUUGCUUAUCAUCAGAGGGUCCACACUGGGGAGAAACCUUAUGAGUGCAAGCAAUGUGGAAAGACAUUCACUCAGAGCUCUAGUCUUGCUUAUCAUCAGAGAAUGCACACUGGGGAGAAACCUUAUGAGUGCAAGCAAUGUGGAAAGACAUUCAAUCGGAGCUCCGGUCUUGCUUCUCAUCAGAGAGUACAUACUGGGGAGAAACCUUAUGAGUGCAAGCAAUGUGGAAAGACAUUCAGUCAUAGCUCCGGUUUUACUUAUCAUCAGAGGGUCCACACUGGGGAGAGACCUUAUGAGUGCAAGCAAUGUGGAAAGACAUUCACUCAAAGCUCUGGUCUUGCUUCUCAUCAGAGGGUACACACUGGGAGCAACCUUGUUAAUGCAAGCAAUGUGGAAUGACAUUCAGUCAGACCUCUUUCUAUUGUCUGAAAGAAAUUUACACUCCCCCAUUUCUGUGGCAAUAUACCUAGUGUGAGCCUAAACUUGAAUCAGGUGAGGAUUGUGUGAUAGAAAUCAUUGAAUUAGGAUAGAGUGGCAACAGUAGAGAGAUCAUGAGGUUAUUUCAGGUUGAUGUCCCCUGUAUAGCCCCCUGGCCUGUCCCCCUGGGUGGCCAAGUCAAAAUAGAAAGCCAUGGUUGACUCCUGAGAUGAGAUAUGUGGGUUAGUGGGCAGAGAAAUGGUUUGAUCAAAUGAGGCAAGAGCAGAUAUCCUAACUCUUUCCUUUCAGUUUUGUUACUUACUAAACUUUCUUGUGAGCAUGGCUAGGGCACCUUAAUGGUGGCCACAGAAUAACAAGCUAAAUGGAGUAAUGAGGAAAGUAUAUCUUGUGUUUUUCCAUUCUCACUACUACCUUAGAUUAAAGUUAGGUUACAGCCAGUUAUUUUAUUACAGCCAUUCCUCUUAUACUCUAUACCACAGAAACCAGGCAUUCAAUAUAUUAAGCUCUCACCUUGCUGAGGAUCAGACAAUUCACUCUCUUAUGUCAUAAGCUCUCCUAAGAUUACUGUAAAGAUCAAAAACAUUGAAAUAUAUAUAAAUAAAUAAAUUGAAAAAUAAGAUAUAUUUAAAUGUGGUCACCAAAAAUUAAUAUAUCUCAAUUUAAGAUUAGUUUUUGUUAGUUUAUUUAUAAAAGGAGAGAAUAAAUGUAGAAAAGUGAGAAAGGGCAGAGUAAGAAAUCUAGCUUAACAAGCUAGAUUAUUUGCUCCAGCCCUGGCUUUAGUCAGGUAGGGAUAACUAAUCCUCAACUGGAGGGCCUUCAACCUUCAACAAAGGACUGCUGUUGAACAAAACAAGGGCUCUAUCCAUGAAGCCUUUUCCAAGAUGUAUUCCUAUCCAGGAGUCAGCCUUUUCAUGUAUCCACUCUAUAUUCCCAAUGGAAUGUCCAAGUGCUGUCUCAACAAUUCCAGAGUCCCAUGUCGACAAAGGAGAUCCUUUCACCAGACUCCAGCUUGAACUCCCAACUCCAAAGAACUACUCGUAAAAAGUUCCAGCUGCUUUUAAAGACACUUGUUUGAAUUUCAUCCUUUGCAUUCCUUCCUCUUUAUGUGGUCCAGUUGUAGCUUUAGCUUUGCUUAGGACUGCCCAGAAGACAGUCAGUUAUUUCUGGUUGAUCACCAACUUUAGCACAUGUGAGUCACAGACUUCCUCCACUUAAAGAUAAGAAGGGGUGUAUGCACUUCUGUGAUUAAACCAAAAAUAAGCAAGAGGAUAAUUAAUCCCAUCUUCACAAUUUCCCCUGUGAUCAUUUGGGACACUAGUCUCCCUAAUUGAUUAAUAUAAUCAGCUUACACCUCUAAAAAUCUUCUAACUACAAGUGUAUACUAUAUUGCACCUUCUAGAAGAAACUAAAAUAUAGAUAAGAGGAAAAUAGGAGAGAGCGUUAAACCAGUGUUCUCUAGGCUCAUUAACAAAAAGUCAAUAGGGGGAAGUCCCCUUUGGCAUAAGAGUGUACAUUAAAAAUUAAAUGUGUUCACCACUCUUCAGUUCAAUCAGUUGUACCCCAAAGUUCAUUCUGUGUCUUCUUGAUGCAGUGUAGGUCUCUGCAGUAAUCUUUCUCCAAACAGUUCAUUUUCUGGAAUCAAGGAGUUAGUGUAAAAAUGGACUCAAAUCCAGGACUUCAAUCCCCAGAAGUCCUUGCUUCACUUCCCCAGAAUGCUUUGUAAUCUCACUGAAUUCUCACCUGGGCCGAGAGCAAAAUCAUUUAAAGGGUCUCCACCCAUGGCAGGGUCUCUUCUCUUCCUGGCUUCUCUGGCAAACAGAUGUGUCUCAUGAUGUGAGUGAAAAUUGGGUGGGCCUCAUGGCUCACCUAGCACAUGCUUCUCUUGCUUGUAUUUUCUUUAACCCUUGACCUUUAAUAAACUUCAUAAAAAUAAUACUCCUUGCAGAGAGAAACUAAUUUCUACCUGCCUCAGCUUCACCAAAAUUUUAAUCUUUACAGUUGGUGACCUAAUGGAAAAACGAAAUACUCUCAAUCUUCUGAUUCUUUUCUUUACUGAUCUUUAGUUCAGCCUUUCGUAGCUACUGCCUAGAAUUUUUUUAAGCCACGUUUCUCCAAGAUGCUUUUUUAGAAAACCAUCUUGAUCAGAUCCUGCCGGCAGCCAUCCACUUAAGACUUUCUUGAGUCCUUCCCUCCCAUGCCACUUCUCCCUGCCUGCGUACUUGUCUGCAGCCUCAGCCCCCGCCCCCCAGCUCCAGACCUGUUUUCAGAUUGCCGCUCACCUGCCCACCGGCCCUGCUGCUGUCCCAGCCCUGUCCACCCCGGUGUUCUCUCUUGUUCACCUGGCCCACCUGAUUCAACCUAGAUUGCAAUCACCUGGUGACCCGCCUGCCCAACAAACUCUAGCCUUGGAGCAGAUCACUUAUCACUCAAGACUCAUUUCUACCAGCUGGUAACAAACGGGGGCAUUGGCUCCACCUUGGCGGAUUGGGCUCCACAUGGGCGGAUCUGAGCGUAGGAGGGAGAGAGACGAGGGAAAGAAAGAAAGGUUUUUUCAAGCAGGAACUUAAAAACAUGGCUAUUUUACAAGGAUGUCUUUUAAUUGCAUUGAUCCUUUUAUUGCCUUCACCUGCAUGUCAGGGAAAAUAUUUAGCUCCCUACAACCAUUUAGCUAAGGUUGGGGAAAAAACUCUGCAGUUGAACUGAGAGCCAGGCCUAGAGAUGGGAGGUUCUCAGUUAAAGUCUGGCCUGAGACACUUCAUGGCCGUGUGGCCCUUAGAAGAUCGCUUGGACCUUAUUGCUUAGCCCUUACCACUCUGCCUUCCAACAAUAGGCAUCUAAAUGGAUAAUUCAAAACAAAACAAAACAAAAAAAAAAACAAAACCCAAGGAACUUUGAAAAGACUAGUGGCUAUAUAUUUUAAGGCAUUUCAGACUCCAAUGGUUAUAAAAAAUCUCUGAAUUUCUAUUGCAUUUUACUGUUUGUUUUGUUUAAGGUUUAACUUUGUGAUUUUAAGUUCAUAUAUUACUGGAUUCAAUAUUAUUCUGUUAUACUGUUCAUUUAAUGUGCUGAGUUUUAAAAUUCUGUUGUUUUCCCCCUAUAACUACAGUAAGAAAAUAUCAUUUUAAUUAAGCCCAUAUAUGAAAAAACAGCCUUUCUAUUUUGACUUUGUCAAAUUGUCAAAUUUCACAAAAUGUGAAAUUGUCACAUAGAGGAUAGAUGGACUUCAGAACUGGUUACAAUUGCUAUAACAACCUUUGAAAAAUUUAAUGUGCUAAAUAUCUCAACUGAUUUUAAGGGUUUUUUUAAAUACGAUUUUUGGAAUUUUUUUUAUAAUCUCUGGUCAUUUUUUAAAUUUUUUUAUAAUAUUUUAUUUGAUCAUUUCCAAGCAUUAUUCAUUAAAGUCAAAGAUCAUUUUCUUUUCUUCCCCCCCACCCCCCAUAGCCGACGCGUGAUUCCACUGGGUAUCACAUGUGUUUUUGAUUCGAACCCAUUGCCUUGUUGUUAAUAUUUGCAUUAGAGUUUUGUUUAGAGUCUCCUCUGUCAUGUCCCCUCAACCGCUGUAGUCAGGCAGUUGCUUUUCCUUGGUGUUUCUACUCCCAUAGUUUAUCCUCUGCUUAUGAAUGGUCUUUUUUCUCCUAGAUCCCUGCAGAUUUUUCAGGGACAUUACACCGCCACUAAUGGAGAAGUCCAUUACAUUCGAUUAUACUACAGUGUAUUAGUCUCUGUGUACAAUGUUCUCCUGGUUCUGCUCCUCUCGCUCUGCAUCACUUCCUGGAGGUCGUUCCAGUCUCCAUGGAAUUCCUCCACUUUAUUAUUCCUUUGAGCACAAUAGUAUUCCAUCACCAACAUAUACCACAAUUGGUUCAGCCAUUCCCCAAUUGAAGGGCAUCCCCUUGUUUUCCAGUUUUUGGCCACCACAAAGAGCACAGCUAUGAAUAUUCUUGUACAAGUCUUUGUGUCCAUUAUCUCUUUGGGGUACAGACCCAGCAGUGCUAUGGCUGGGUCAAAGGGUAGAUAUUCUUUUGUCGCCCUUUGGGCAUAGUUCCAAAUUGCCCUCCAGAAUGGUUGGAUCAAUUUACAACUCCACCAGCAAUGAAUUAGUGUCCCUACUUUGCCACAUCCCCUCCAGCAUUCAUUACUUUCCUUUGCUAUCAUUUAGCCAAUCUGCUUGGUGUGAGGUGAUACCUCAGGAUCUCCAGUCAUUUUUGCCUGCCCCUACCACGAGGUAAGGCCUAUUCCAGUAGCUGAAGUGAAAUACAAUUAUAACCUCCAAUCUUCCGGCAUUUCUAAAUAUGUGAAUGGAAGUUGGGGCAGUUAAUCUCAGGGUAUUUGUAACCCUAAAAAAGCCUCCAAAAAUGGAGCUCUUCAGCUCACUACUUAACUUCCACCAGAAUGCUAUUUCUUGAUUAUGUUCUUAACCCAAGAUGAGUUUUACUUUGUUUAAAAAUAUGUUUAUUCACCAAGGUUGAAAGAUUGCUACAUUUGUAAAAACUUGUGACAAAUAUCCAUCAAUUCAUAGGCUUAUAAAUGCCAUACAGCAACUUAUGUGAAAUAUGAUAGCGUGAUUUUUGGCUAUUGUAAUUAAUUGGGCUAUUGAGAAUUUUGGGGAUAUCGAUACCACAUAUUUGUACUACUGUUCUUUAAAAAUGAAAAUUAUUACCUUGUUCAA